AUGAAAAAAGGAUUUUUCCUAGUGAUAUGCUUAUGUUCCUUAAUAUUAAUAAGAACAUAUAGCGCACUGUCAUUAAAGGGAAUAAAGGAAGGUGAUUCUCCUCGUUUGAUGUAUUAUAAUAAGGAGAGCCAUGGUAACACUUUAAAAGUUAGUAAGGAUGAAUUAAUGAAGCGUAUAGUUCAAGAUGUAUCCUACGAUAUUAAUAAUUUUAUAAACGAUCAGUAUGACAACAACAACAACAACAACAACAACAACAACAACAACAACAACAACAACAACAACAAUAAUAAUAAUAAUAAUAAUCAUAACCAUAUGAGGAGGGAUAAGACAAGUGAAAAAGUUAAAGAAUUACAAAAUGAUGAUAAGUUGUUAAAUAUGAAAAAUUAUUCAUAUAAAUAUAAUAAUAAUAAUAAUGAUGUGAAGUAUAAAAAGAAUAAUUACAAAAAUGAAAAAAAUUUAGAAAAUAAUGAUACAGUGUAUAUAAAAUCUUUACAAAAUAAACCCUUAUUAAAAAUGAAUAAUAAGGAGAAGGAUAAUAAAAUUGAAAUGAAGGAUUCCAAAAAAGGUAAUUACAACAAAUAUAAGAUAGAGCAUAAUAAUAAAUCAUAUGAUGAAGGUAUAUCAAAUAGUAGAGAGCAAAAUAAUGAUGAGAACUAUAUGAGAGAAGAACAAAGGGGGAAUAUAAGCUUUAAAUUAAAUAAUUUAAAUAAAAAAAAAAGUAGAAUUAAAAAUAAUAGGAAUGGAAAAAAAGAAAACAAUAUGGAUAUUAAUAAUAAUAAGAUAAAGAUAAAUAAUAUUAAAAAGGAUAUCCCAAACAUAGAUAAUGAUAAUGAUAAUAAUAAUAAUAAUAAUAAUAAUAAUAAUAAUAAUAAUAAUAAUAAUAAUAAUAAUAAUGUUGAUGGUGAUGACAAUACAACAAUCCAAAAUAAGAGACCUACUAAUAUAUCAUCAACUAAUGAACAUAAAAACAGAAAUAAUAAUAAUCAGAAUAAACCAAAACAACACAGUGAAAAUCAUCAUAAAAAUAAGUUGACUGAAACGUCAUAUAACGGAGAUGUAAUAGAAAUAAAAAUAAUAUCUGAUCCAGGAUUUGUCAAAAGUAACCAUAAGAAAACAGAAAAGAAUGAAAAGUAUGAUAUGAAAGAGAAAGAUUUAUUAAGGAUAAAGAAUGGAAAGAAGGACAAGGAGUUGAAGGGUGCUCCAGAUAAAACGUCCAAACGUAGAGAAGUAGAAAGGGAGAAGGACCACCUAAAGGGUAACUCAAAAAAUAAAAAUAAAAUAUAUAUAUAUAUAUAUAUAUACAUAUGUAUAUAUUUUUAUUUUUAUUUUUAUUUUAUUAUUUUAUUAGGAAGAAGGAAUAACUUUAAACAACAAAAAAAACACAACAAAAAAGAUAGAAAUAAAAACUUUACUAUAAAAACCAAUGACGACAGUAAGAAGAACAAGAUAAGCUAUAUCCAAAUGUAUACGGAUAAACAUGGCACCGAGGAAUAUUCACCAAAAUUAAAUGAAGAAUCCUUAUUUAAUAAAUUAAACGAUGAUGAAACUUUUGAUGAGGAUAUAUAUGAAGGAAGUGAUGAGAUAGAUAGUAAUAUGUCUAUAAAAAAAAUAAAUGAAGAUAAAAAUUUAUUAGAAUUUGGUGAUGAGGGUGUGAAAGAUAUAGGAAGUACAGAAAAUGAAAUGAUUAAGAAUAAAAAAAAUAUUAUAAAAAAUUCUAGAAAAGUAUACAAUCUUAAUUUGUAUAAUUGUGAUUUGAUAGAUGAUUGGGAUUUGAAUCAUGAAUAUAUAGAUGAAGAAGGGAAACUAAUAAAGUUGAGUGGAUACGUUUUUCAAAACAUUGUAAGUACGGAUUCUAUGCCUACAGUGAAUAUAACUGAUUGGAAACUCAGGGGAUCGUGUAGUUACGAUAAUUAUAUAUGUGGUGCUUUAAAUUAUAUGAAUAAUAUAUAUUCUAAAGGAGAUCGAGUUAUAUUUGAUGGAAAAAUAUAUGAGGCGACAACUGAGGUAUAUGAAACACCUAAAGCUCUGGAAAAUUUAUGGAUAGAAAAAACAAAUGAUUGUUAUGAUUUUUAA
Molecule: messenger RNA, 2073 nt
Organism: Plasmodium reichenowi
Lineage: Eukaryota; Apicomplexa; Aconoidasida; Haemosporida; Plasmodiidae
Product: secreted ookinete protein, putative
Exons: 2
Coding region: 1-2073 (690 amino acids)
Source: RefSeq, a predicted model, not a curated record